Messenger RNA from Hydatigera taeniaeformis, 1254 nucleotides. Lineage: Eukaryota; Metazoa; Platyhelminthes; Cestoda; Cyclophyllidea; Taeniidae. The record is from the annotation of a GenBank genome assembly.
AUGGAUCGCUUUCGGUGGUGUUUAACUGCUGCUGAAAGUGGCCUCGCCGACGGUGAAUCUUCAGUUGCAAGCCAAAUCGGUGUCACCCUCUACAAUGGACCCGGCCGCACAAAUUUUGAGAAGGGUAGCCUUACUCUCACCUCUCAUCGGUUGAUUUGGCAGCAAGGCAACGCUACAAUGUCGAUCCCCUUGGCUGCGGUGACCAAUGUCACUUUACAACAUGCUUUAGGUUCAGGUGUUGCAACACCGAAAAUCGUGCUCAAUCUGCUUUCACCUGCUCAACUCCUAAAUGCCGUUAAGGCGAUGCCUACAAGGCCUCCCUGGUCGGCAGGCUGGAUUGUUGAUAGUGGCGCAUCCCGUGUUGCUAUGGCAGCUGGAUUGGAUUACAUUCGCCUCGGGUUUACGCAGGGCGGGCAUAAUGCUAUGUAUACUGCCUUAAAUGAAACACUUGCAGCAAAAGUGUGGACGGUGUCGACGACACCAGGAUCAGGACACGUCGGUAUUGCAGGCAUUGAACGUUCUAUGCUAGCACAAACGGUUUCAACAGAUCGUAGCAUAGCUACUGCUUUUACGGACCUCUCUAAGCUUAUGGAGAAUGCGAAGGAGAUGGUUGCCCUAUCGAAAAAUUUGUCUCAACGAAUCCAAGCUGCGAAAGUUAGCGGUGCGAAGGUAGCCGAAAAUGACAUGACAGAGCUGCGAAUGGCUAUGCUGAGCAUGGGUCUGGAGGGUGUCAAUGAGGCGGAUAACGAGGAUGUCGCAGAUGUCUCAUCUCAUUCUUCAUCGUUCCAUCGGCAACUAGCGUCUCAGGUAUGUCGUCUGCUUCAACCUCUGCUGGAGCAGCGCACAGCAGGUGUUUGUGGCGGCUGUAUUGACCUCACCACCGCCUACUGUCGCAUCAAUCGCGCCCGAGGUGUCCAGUUGAUCGCUCCCAAUGACCUCCUUGAGGCUGCGCGACUGAUGCCCAUGCUGAAAUUGCCUUUGCGGCUCAAAACUUUCCCCUCGGGCCUCAAAGUUCUGCAACUCGCGAGUGAGUCGGAAGAGGCCACCUUGAAAGCGACCUGUGAUCUUUUGCCACCUGAUGGUUCAAGAGGUCUGACCGCGGGCGAAUUGGCACGACAAGCAGGGCUGGCGCCUGUGUUAGCAAGGGAGCGACUUCUUCUCUGUGAACAGAGAGGCCUGCUGUGUCGUGACGAUACAGAAUGGGGCAUCGUGUUCUACAGGAACCUCUUCUUGAAUUCGCCAAAGACCUCGUAG